GCAGCCCUGCCUGCCUUCCACGGCCGAGCCAGAUCUUGGGGGUUGUACGGGAUGAUAGCCGAGUGAAAAAGCUUGGCGAGUCCCGAGGAGAGUUCGCUCAUCAGCAGCAGCAGCCCUGGCCUGCCACAAUCCCUUCGAUUCGGUCAUCGAUGACCCCAUACCUAACUGUGAAUCAGCCGAUUCGACGCGAAAGAGCGCUGGUACCCCUUAAGCGCGAGGGCUCCCCCUCGUUUCUGAGGGCUGCGAGAGCACGCAACUUCCGGCACGUUCGUGACGCGGGGGCUCGCACGCGCCGAGAGAAAUAAGAAUCCCCUUUCCCGCACUGCACUAGGGUCACACUGUUAGGCGUGUGCGGGAUUGUCAUGUGGUGCGCGACGCGGCUCGGCAAAGCCGCGCAAGGGCCACCCAAUUAAUUAAGAUAGCUCCUAGACACACACACUAGAUCGAUAGGGACCGGCCGCGAUAAAGACUGGCGAGGGUCUCAGACUUCAGGGAUGUUGCAGUGCUGUGGUGUUGGAGGUGGCGCUUCCACGGCACCUCACGCUCCGCAGCUGCAGGGUACCGGAUCCGCUCUCGGAGCUACCACCUCCACGAGAACCACCAUCAUGCAGGACGCAGUUCUCGAGUCCAUCCUGGAGCAAAUGCGGGAGACGGAAGCUCGGCGAGCGGAACUGGAGAGGCAGCAUGCGGACGCACAGAACCAACUGCGGGAGAAGAUAGCAGGACGCUAUCAAGGCCCAGAGUCGAUCGAAGCCUUGCAAUCGAAGAUCAGGGAGCUCGACAAAAAGACCGAGCUGCAGAUGGUGAAGCAUGAGGAACUGGCGCUGGAGCUGACCACUCUGAGACGUGCGCGCAGCAGAGGACCAGUCGCAGGGCACGUCACAUCCGCCAAUAUCCCGACGUCCACUUGGCCACCGGCAGGCUCCGAAAUCGAUAUAAUCAUCGCCAAGAUCGAGCAAGACAAUAGUGCCAGCAGAAUGUUACACGACUUGGAUCACACGCGGGACGCGAUAACCACGCAACAACCGUCGGCUACUCAAGGCAUCCUUCGGUCCAGCUCGGAAAAUCUUCCCAACCUAGGCCAGCAUCAACAUCCACCUCAUCCGCACGCUCUCAACCUCGGGAUACCUACUCAAAUGAGUCACUAUGCAGGCUCGCCGAUGCCGUUAACGCCAAUGAUGCCUGGUUGCCCUCCGCUGACACCGAAUGGACCACCCUAUCAUUACAGUGAACCGAUACCGCCGGCGCCGUCACUCUCCACCAGCCAAUCGCAGCCCGCUUUCCAACAGAAGAUCCAGCAGUAUCAAUCGCAACCGCACGAGAUGUCGAGUUCCCACCCCCAAAGUGCUCUGUCGUCCCAAAAGCAGCAGCAACAAACGCACACACACUUCACGAGCAAUCAGUAUCAGGAAAGUUAUCCACAUACGCAGACGUAUCAGCAGCCGCUUCAGCAACCACAGCCGUCGCAGCAGCAACAGCAGCCUCAACAACCACCACAUCCGGCCUCAACUACGUACCUGACAUCGGCCAGCCAGAGCGUAAUACCUCAUUACACACAGCCUGCUCAGACCGCCCAGAAUUAUCAGUUGAACGGCAGUCAACAGGCAACGACAUAUCCUAGUUUGUCCUUGGCGUCGCAUCCGAACGGGACUUACAGCACGGGCGCGACCAGCUACAACACCCAAUUGCCGCCUCACAAUUACACCGUACCGCAAACGAACAUCACACAGACCACACUGUCCUCGCUACCGUUGUAUUCUACCACACCUUCCUUUCAUUCUACCCUCGGGGGCCUUACGAGCGUACCCCAAUCUGUUCUUCCUUUCUCCACUGGUCAAAGCACAUUCGCCACGAGUGGAUCGACCUACUCCACUACCGUCGGGACCAACGCUUUCGGGACGUCGGGCGUAAGCUCAGGUACCAGUUCGGGAAGUUUGUUACAAGCAAUAGGCGAUCCUCUGCACGCGAUGCAGCAACUUUCCGCCCAGUCGCAGGCCAAUCAGCUUCAGCAGCAGGCAAUCAUCCAGCAGAUCCAGCAGAGCUUGCGCGCCAGCUCGCCGACCGCGCCCGGUACCGCGACCGGCCACCAUUACAUGGGUCCUAGACAAAUGCCGAAAAUACCCACGAGUAUACUGACGAACCCGCUGGACCGACUGACCAACACGGAGGACAUCAUGUCUGAGGGGCAAGUGGACAUGCUAGAUGUGCCCGGCAAGGGCAGAUGUUACGUUUACAUAGCCCGCUUCAGCUACGAGCCGUUCCAACAUUCCCCAAACGCGAAUCCGGAAGCGGAGUUGCCUGUCCAGGGUGGUGAUUACCUUCUGGUCUGGGGUCAACCCGAUGAGGAAGGCUUUCUGGACGCGGAGACACUGGACGGUAGACGCGGCCUGGUGCCGGCCAAUUUCGUGCAGAAAUUGAUCGGUGAUGAUUUGUUGGAGUUCCAUCAAGCUGUCCUCGGCCUCCGGGAUGUGGACGACUCCGUCUCAACGAAUAUUCCUCAAUGCUACCUACAGGAUAUCGAUUUAGAAUUAGCCGCGUUGGAAGAGGGUAACCGAAACCGCCAAGCGGAAUUGUACGUGGAACUUGACAAUAUCGCAGAGGAGGAUGAGCAAGAACCACCAGAAGUCUACAUGUUUUCGGACCUAGUUCCGGCGCCGCAGCAUCUCACCCUCGAGCGGCAACUUAACAAGAGCGUGCUGAUCGGAUGGACUGCGCCCGAGAACACGCACCAGCUGGAGUCCUAUCACGUUUACGUGGACGGCGUGCUGAAGGUCACCGUGAAAGCCACCGAGAGGACCAGAGCUUUAGUGGAGGGAGUCGAUUCCACUCGGUCGCAUAGAAUAAGUGUGCGUUCAGUCACGCAUUCGAGAAGAACGUCACGUGAUGCCGCCUGCACGAUGGUGAUCGGUAAGGACGUCGCAUUGGGCCCGACCGCCGUCAAGGCAUCGAACGUCUCGGCGACUAGCGCUGUGAUAUCCUGGCUACCCAGCAACAGUAACCAUCAGCACGUCGUAUGUGUGAACAACGUGGAAGUGAGAACUGUAAAACCGGGUGUCUACAGGCACACUAUCACCGGCCUAGCUCCGUCGACAAUAUAUAGGGUGACCGUCAAGGCGAAGAACCUGCGUGCGACACACUUUGAGGACCAAAACGCCCAGGCGGCAAACAAUCUGGCCUGCCACGUCCACUUUAAAACGUUAUCUAAGGGAUUGCCGGAUCCUCCGGUCGAUAUCCAGGUGGAGGCUGGACCGCAGGACGGCACUUUGCUAGUGACCUGGCAGCCUGUUGCCCUAAACGGUUCGGCCGUCACCGGUUACGCGGUAUACGCCGAUGGUAAGAAGGUCACCGACGUCGACAGCCCCACCGGCGACCACGCGCUUGUCGACAUACAUAAGCUUAUGGGCCUCAAUCCGAAACACAUCACGGUCAGAACUAAGAGCAGGGAGAGUCAGUCGGGUGAUAGUUGUGCCACGGCAAUACCCUGCAGUGUGCUGCGCGGAGGUCCUACCGGCCAUGUGCCGCCGCAUGUUGGACCUCCACAUAUGAUGGACCAACGGCAACAGCAACAGCCCCCUGGCAUGGCACCCCAGGAUGAUCCGAAUCGUCAUCGCAUGCCCGGCGGCGUGGGUCAGCGAUAUCCAAAUGCACCCAUGCCUUCGCACAUGCGACGACAUGUCGGCAACAGAGUGGAUGCCCAUGGUCAGGUCAUCAUCGAGACGGACGAGAAUCUCUCCGACAAGGAGAUCUAUCCCGGACAGAGCCUUCCUCAGAUGGGUAUUCCAGAAGUCAUCAAGGAUUCCGCAAGUGAGGCAAAUUACAGCGAGGAGGAUGAUCCUACUCGAAGACGGGGGCUGCCACCGCAACAUCAAGCCCCGCAUCAUCGAUAUGCUCCCCAAAUGGAUCCUCACGGCCCACCUGGAACACACAGGUCACUCGGUAUGGGCGGACCCAGCGGAAGACCUCAAGAUCCUUAUUAUGACCAAACGGGGUCUCAAAGGGGCAGGGGACCGAUUUAUCGCGCUGGACGAGCGCAAGCUCAAGGUGGCGCGGGCCACCCACCGGGCGGAGCUCAACAGAUGAGCAAGAGACAACGAUGGUUCGUGGCGCUAUUCAACUACGAUCCCACAACCAUGUCGCCAAAUCCAGAUGCCUGCGAAGAGGAAUUACCAUUUUCGGAAGGCGAUACCAUCAAGGUGUUCGGCGAGAAAGAUGCCGAUGGUUUCUACUGGGGCGAGUGUCGCGGUAGACGAGGAUAUGUUCCUUACAACAUGGUGGAGGAACUUAAAGAUCCGCCAGGUCAAGCCCAGCCCGGUAGAAGAGGACCCACGCAGAGCGAAAGAUGGGGGGAUAUUUAUGCGAGCAUGCCCGUGAAGAAGAUGAUAGCCCUCUACGAUUACGAUCCUCAUGAAUUGUCUCCUAAUGUUGAUGCUCAAGUCGAAUUAACGUUCCAAACUGGAAACGAGAUUUACGUCUAUGGCGACAUGGACGAUGAUGGCUUUUAUAUGGGCGAGUUGAAUGGUGUGCGAGGUUUGGUGCCAAGUAACUUCCUCACCGAAGCACCCGGGCAAAAUCAAGGGCAACCGCCGCAAGGUAGCAGACGACCAGGCGGUCAGAGCCAGGGACCGGGUGCAAGAGGGCCGCCCCCGCCUCCACGGGAACCACCCCCAGCCGGUCAUCGUCGUGGCAAAGAUGCCUGCAUUGUGCCUGUGUCUGUCCCUGUCUGUCACUUAGACUCUAGACAACUACAACAACAACCAUCACCACUAAUGAACAACCAACAACAUCAACUACAACAUCAAAACAAUCCACCGCAUCUAGCCUACCAACAAGCGAAUCACCACAGCUACACGACCGUAACCACGUCCAAUCAGCAUGGGCCCAGUCACUUGCCAUCCGGCGGCGGUGUCAUGGGUGCCCAUCAGCAAGGUCCCGUACCGCCCCACCUUCAACAACAGGGGAAGGGGAGGGGCGGCGUGGUCAAUCGGGUCGCUGGUAGUAACAUGCCAGGUAUGCAGGGCCCCGGGCAGCAUCUCCAGCAACAGCAGCAGGACUAUCUGGGCCAGCAGCAGCUGAAUCAGCCGUAUCAGCAGCAACAGCCAAAUCAGCCGUACCAGCAGCAACCGCAGGUUCCAGGUUAUCAACAACAACCGCAGCAGCAGUUCCAGCAGCAACAGCAACCGGGCCUAUUUUCGCAGCAGAAUCCACAAGGUCCUGGGAUGCAGCUUGGUGGUCCUCAGAGCACUAGCAAACCGAUGAGGGGAAUUCCGACGGUAUUGCCGACGGCGCAGUCCAAGCCUAACACGGCGCAGGGACAGCAGCAGCAGCCGCAGCAACAGAGCACCGGCCCGAACCUGAUGCAGAAGUUCACCGAGAUGGCGGGCGCGAGCGCUGGUGGUGACAUACUGUCCAAGGGCAAGGAGUUGAUCUUCAUGAAGUUCGGAUUGGGCAAGUGAGAAGGACCGAUCGUCGACAGCGUGACGACGAUGACGACGAUGCUGCUGCUGAUGAUGACGAUAAUAAUGACGAUAAUGACGACGUUGAAGACAAUGGUCAUGAUGAUGAUGGUAAUGACGCGUUGUCGUUCCCGUUUCUUCCUUCUCGCGCUCGACGUUCGCGUUUGACGCGCGAGAUAAAUCUCAAUGACGAAUCGUGUAAAUCAGUAUUAUGACUGAGCGUUGUUCCCCGCGGUGGAAGACACUGAUAUGAUAAGAAGCACGAUUUCGCCAGGAUAUUGCCGCUGGGCAGACGAAGCGAAGAACGAAUGCCGGCAUUGCUGCUGCUGCUGCUGUUUGCUAUUAUAUAUCGUUAAUAAUUGCUGCAAGAGAAGAGAUAAAUAUGAUCGCUGGAUAAGUAUCGAUCGAAGGCAAGCUUCGCGACCGAGGACGGGAAGAAGGAUGUUUAGUGGAGACUGUUCGAAGUCGGAAACGGGAGUUGAGAGAUUCACGCUAAGAAUCAAGACAAUGACGACGAUCCCAUCGAUUGAGAAGAGACAAGAGACGCGUACGAGAUUUAUCAGAACUUCUUGUUAAUCUUCUUUUCCAAACUUUUCUUGUUCUUGUUCUUGUUCUUCUUCUUCUUCAACUUCGCCUAUGUCUUCUACUUCGCGCGACGGUAGGAUCCCCAAUCGGAUGAUCCGCUAAAAAGAUAGUCGGACGUUCGCCCACCGAUACUGUUGCAGAAUCUCCCGAUGUGUAUACACGAGAUAAUCAAUAUAUGCCAGAAUGGAACCACUGAUUGCUAAUCUACGAAACGUACUCGCGGACAUCGCGUCUCACGAAUCGCGUAACCGCGCGACUUGUUUCUUCCAGUCUCUCUUCGUCCUCUUCGAAUCUCGCGGAUUAUUCGGAGCGCCGUUCGGUUUUUAGAGUAAACCUCUAUCGCGACGCAGAAUCGAGUCUCAUAAGAGCAGUAUCCAGCAUUAAUAACUAAGGUAACCCCAGAAAGGAAAGAGAGAGAGAGAGAGAGAGAGAUAGAGAGAUUGGGUGGAAGCCGACAUUUAGGAAGAGGGAACUUUUAAUCAUAUCGCCAUGUAGGAGUGAGAACGCGACAACGGCAUGGGUGUGCCUUGGAGAACCGUCUCACCCAGCAGCACACAAAUGCAAUGAUCAUAUCUCUAAUCGAUAAUUCUAUAGCUGUUCUUUUUUUCCUCGUGAAAAUGAAAGCGCGCGCGCGCACGCUAUAUCGAGAGAAAGAGAGCCGAGGCGGCGCAUACACGAAUAAACGAUGACGAUCUCUCGUCUUGACAAUUUUCUCUUGUUCCCGUGUGUGUGUAUGACUGGAAGCCUCCUUUUUCCUUCUUCGCGUAUCCCCGAUCCAUCCCUCCCCCCCCCAGUAUUCCUGCUUCUGCCCCCAGCAUCUCUUUGGGUGGACCCGCGCGGGCGCGCGGGAUUGUCGCGUCCGCGACCACGAGAGAGAUCUUGAUCCUCGCAUCCUCGGCCGAGCUCGGACGAGCGCAAUCAGAAUCGGAACCGUUUUCCGGGGUCGAUCGAAAGGAUCGAGCAGAUCGGUUCGAAGACGACGUCCGGGGGAUGAACGACGGACGAGGCCGUUUAUCGUCGGGCUGUUCCGAACGGUGCGACAAACGAAUCGAAGGCGACACGGGACACCGUGUGAUGGCAGACACCAAUGAAACGCAGAAAUGCGAAACACUACUCGAUCUUUCGAUCGGGGCGAGCAAGUCGGUCGCGUUGAACGACAACUAUAUAUCAUAAUUGUGCGCAAGAGAGAGUGCGUGUUUCAUGUGUGUGGGUGCGUGCGUACGAGAGAGAGAGAGAGAGAGAGAGAGAGAGAGAGAGAAAGGGAGAGAAAGAGAGACAGGCAAGAUGGAGCGGGAGAUCCGUAGCGUGUACGCGUAUUAAAGGAUAAACGGGAUAUACAUAUAUACAUAUGCAUAUACAGAUAUACAUAUAUAUAUAUACAUACAUAUAUACAUAUAUAUAUUUAACUAUUGCAAAGUGUUGUUACAUCGCUACUUGUAUCGUAUUUUGUACAAAAUAUCUUUACCUUCGAUUGUUUUCUUUCGCCAAGGUAUCUUUAGCGAGAACAAAAAAAAACAAAGACACGGCGGAGGAAGAGCGACAAAUCCUUUCCGGAUCCACCGGUCGAGUCGUUCGGCGUCAUUUACACCGGGAUCACCGUCAUAUCAUUCUCUCUCAGAGCGCGAUCUUGCAUCUAAUUGUUAUCACUUGCGGCCUGUCCUUGCGCGUGUACUCGCUCCCCGUGUACCUCCCGGCGACACGGCGAGGAUACACGGCGAGACGAGAUCUCCUGAGAAGAGAAGAGCACCGCGCGGGGGGAUGAUCGUUUCUCCCUCUCGAUGGCAAAGCGAGUCUUCAGCAAAUUCGGGAUCGCGGCUCAACUCUGUCACCUCCAUCGCGCGUACGGCCUUUAAUAAUUAUCAGAGAGAAUAUAUCGCGCAUAAAAACGUUGCAAUUGCACGUGGGUAAAAUUUGGGACGUCGACACUGUCCACAGAUGGAAGUGACAGAGCCAACGUGGCGAUGUCCAGAAGAGCAACGCGACGCAAACCUGACACUUCGACUCUUCGGCAUCGAAGGAAGCGAUGCUGCGACGCGUGACGGAAACUUUAUGUAUACGUCAUCAUGGACCAAAGUGAAAUAUCCUUAGCGCUAAAGUCGGGAAACAUAUUAUUCAAGUAAAAAUAGCUCACUUUUCGUUUUAUCGCGCAAUUAUGCCUGCGUGCAGAUCGCAGUAGCUGUUUUACGACUCGCACUCGGCUUGUCGCCUCAUCGAAGCUUUUCAUACGUAACUCUACUAAGACUGGAAAGCAAAGGCUACCGAGAAGCAAUAUUCUAAUUAAAUCGUAAGAAAAGUGAUCGCAAACGCUGUAAAUUAAGAUACACAUAGAGAUUAAUUAUCGAGACAACGGACGUGUGCUCUCCCUGACGCGGUGCUCUCCUCGCCGAGCAAGCUUGUGCACGAUCGACUACACCCGCAUCGAAUGAAUCUGUCCGAAUCAAAAGUAUCACGACAGAAUAGCGGCAUUCGAGCGUUGAAAUUUUUUUUUCAUUUCUUUUCCCUCGUCGCUUUUUAUUGGCCGCGAAUGCCGUGUGAUAAAACGAAGCAAUAGAACUUGAUUACGAAUUUUAUAUGUGUCCCACGAAUUCGAUCGACUGAUCGUAUUUACUGACGUGACACCGAAUGAUCGAUGAGUUGAGGGUUGAUCGCGUCUUUUUUGCAAUACGCGAAACGAGCCCCUCGACCUACCAUACGUAAUCACGUGCAACGAAGAUUCCAUUCGCCUCUCGCGAAAUUAAUUUCGCCGAGAAUUCGUAAUCAAGUUGAUAGGAUCAAACAGAGACCGAAGUGAUCGUUCCUCUGAAGCACGUUUUCUACACGCAUCGGUUUCGUUUAUGCUUUUUCGGUCCCUUACACCCUCGCUCUCCUUUUCAACUUAGCACUGUAUCUACGAUUAUAUCCACGAAUCCAUAUCCCCGAUUUGCAAUCUCGAUUCAGGCAAUGUGAAGAAAAAAGACUGAUACCCAAAGUUACCCAUGUUGCCACGGACGUUGAUAACGGGCACCAAAACGUCGUAGCGAGUGUGUGUCUCUCGUGUGUCGCGAUCGUUAUGUGUUUCCUCGGUUGUCCCAUGCGUUACGAUCUCGAUAAUCUCUAUAAUAUAGCCGUGUAUAGUUCUUUCGCGCGAGCGAGAAAGUAUACAUAUUUGUUACGGACUUAUAAUUGAUUAUAGGCAUAAAAGAGAGAGAGAGAGAGAGAGAGAGAGAGAGAAUUUAUGGAAGCACCGAUAUAGAAUGUCUUGCGGGUUCAAGAAAGCAAAGAGAGAAAAUGAGAAAGAAAGAAAGAAGAAGAAAAAAAGAUCCUCGAAGAAGAAAGAUAAGUUAUAAGAAGAAAAGUAGAAAGGAGGAAGAGAAGCUUGUCGACUUAUAAUUACGGUACAAAGUCAAAGAAAGAAAGAGAAAGAGAGGGAGAGAGAAGAAAAGGCAGAGAAGGAGGAGUAAGCAUUUUUACUUAUCAUCGUUAGACGUUUAGAUACAAUCACUUAAAACGCAUCUGUACUGACUUUCACGCGAACGGAAAAACUCAUUGUGUAUCUCGCGUUAGAACGUUCGAACGAGCCAUCUGCGAUCCUCGUCCCUUUCGCGCACGGUCCAGACCAAGAAGCGCUAGCGAUCCAAUCGAUCGAUUAAUAGACACAAUAAAAUAGCGACGCGUCGAUCGAACGCGGGCAGGAUAGGAUCACGCGAUGCGGUAUGCUCGUUUUUGAAGCUUCGGAUUCGUCAUUGCGAUCAGUAUUAUUGAAUCGAAGGCAAUCUUGUCCAGUCUUAUAGUGGUGCAUUUUAUUCGAUCAAACGUAAAACUAUACUAAACUAUGUCUAUAAAACUCUACACACAGUUUAUUUAUUUCAUUUUGAAGAGAAAUAUUACGCGUGAUCCUUCUUUGCUGGCAUUGUGAUGCAAUUUACGAUCGCGACGACGGAUCACUGGCCUCUACCCAGCGAUACCAAUCGCGACAAGACUAGACGAGGAGCCGUGCUCCUCGUUCAAGACCCGCGCCUCUGUAUAUCUCACUGUACAUUCUCAUCGUCAUCGAUUUAGAAUCCUCUGAGUGGACGAUCUGUGUAGCUCUUUUGAUAUCACGGUUGGCGAGCGAGUGCGGUGUGCGAGCAAGCUCUCGAAAUGCUGAAGAGAACGCAGGUACGCGCCCUGAACGAAUUCUCCCUUUUCUGGGACGUUACUUUUUCGGUUGUCGUAGGUAACUUUUAGGAUAUAAGACGCUGAAAUUGAUUUCACCUACCUACCUACCUAGAUAUCAAGUAAAAUAAAUAUAAUGCCCCCUUUCACACACGAAAAUACACACACAACAGAGAAACACUUCCAGGCCAAUAUGCGUUAGCAGCAAUCUCGAGCUGGAGCGUCCGUUUGAGAAUCUUCGACCGUUGCACAAUUUGCGUAACAGCGUCAUCAUGUCACGCUCAUGUCAACGUACUCGUCUCAAGCUGUCUCCUCCAUAUACAUUUAAUAUAUAUGACAGUCCACUUCUGCGGCAGUCAGUGUACGUUGCUCCUUCUAAAACCAAUAUAAGAAUAUGUAGCGUUACGUUGACAUAACAGUGACAAGACGACGACAACGUGAUUUCUACUCUCGAGAAUGGCUUUCUACGAUAAACCGUUCUACAAUUGACGAUGAUCUUUCGUUCUUGCGAAUAUUUGAAAGUUUAUUAUUGAUGGUUCCAUUGGAAAAAUAAUUCAUUCUAGAUUAAAAAUGAUACGUUAACCGAAACUAGAGAGAUCGAAAUUGAUGACUGAAUCUCCGAGAGUUUUUCAAUAAUCUUAAACGGACACCAGCUUCCUGAAACGUUUUGUCCUGGGAUCCACGGAGUUUUAUUUCACAUGGAAGCUCCACUGAAAGAAAAGAGAAGAAGUAGAAGGGGAAAACACUAUAUAACAAAUCAAAGUGAUUGACAGAGGGUUAGUGUACAGGAGGCUGCAAAAAACUAUCCAGACGGUGUCAGUUAAUCGCCAAUUAUUGUCAUUCCUUCUCUCGUAUCAACAUUAAGGAUGUACGGAGAGGAGCAGGAGGGGUAGCGCACUUGACUAUAUACGUACGACGUUUUGACG
Messenger RNA from Ooceraea biroi (clonal raider ant), 11098 nucleotides. It is a transcript of the gene Rbp, whose product is annotated as RIMS binding protein. Lineage: Eukaryota; Metazoa; Arthropoda; Insecta; Hymenoptera; Formicidae. Gene Ontology annotation, biological process: neuromuscular synaptic transmission. Gene Ontology annotation, molecular function: protein binding. The record is from RefSeq and is a predicted model, not a curated record.